CCUGCAGUGUGUCUCCUUGCACACAAGCAUGCUGACACAUCUUUCACUUUCCUCUUGUUCCAGAUCCCAGCUGUGAAGCUGAAUGAACUCCUGGAGGAUUUUUACAUCACGGUGAAGAAAACAGACGGAUCAGACUUCCUAGCCACGUCCCUCCACGCUAUCCGCCGAGGCCUGGACCGCAUCCUGAAGAACGCGGGUGUGGGUUUCUCCAUCAGCAGCAGCGCCUUCAGCUCUUCCACCAAGAAGCUCAAGGAGAAGCUUAGGGUCCUGAGCAGGGCUGGGAUGUCUGGUGCCCGCUCUCGCAACGUCGUCUACUUCUCCCUUUCUGACGAGGAAGAGAUGUGGAGGACAGGAUGCCUGGGUGACAGCAGCCCCGUAGCUCUGCUGUCCACAGUGGUAAAAUACAACAGCCAGUACCUGAACAUGCGAACGUUACAGGAGCACGCGGACUUGAUGUUUGGUGACAUUGAAUUGCUCAAAGACUCCCAAAACAGGCCUUUUUUUGCCAGAACGGAUAGUGUGAAGCGAGAAAACAGGGUGAGCGCAAAUAAAGUGUGUUAUGGCCAGAUAUACCACGAGCACUCGAAAGGACACAAGCUCUGCCCUUACUGCCUCCUCUACAAGUACAUGUACGUACACCGGCCCCCAGGCCAGAUGGAGGCCAAGUCUCCGUUCUACCUGACCGCCCGGAAGGAGGUUAGUGGCAUGGGAAACGUGUGGUACGAGGAGCAGAGGAUGGGGCUCCGUUCCCUCCGCGGCAUCGUCCCCAAGCUGGCAAAGAAAGUGAAACUGGAGCACUGUGAGAAUUUUACUUUUGUCUCUUUCACUCAGGCUUCCAGGAAGUUUGGCUCUCUUAACUCCUUCCAGUAG
Molecule: messenger RNA, 870 nt
Organism: Dromaius novaehollandiae (emu)
Lineage: Eukaryota; Metazoa; Chordata; Aves; Casuariiformes; Dromaiidae
Exons: 1
Coding region: 283-870 (195 amino acids)
Source: RefSeq, a predicted model, not a curated record